AGAACCUAAAUGCAUUUUCUCUCUCUUCGUGUCUCGUUUUCCUCUUCCGUGGAGGGGAAGAUCUGGUUGCUCGAGAUUUGCCCACAUUUGAGUUUGUUAUGAGCGAUCGAAUCCGAGGACGCCGCCGAAUCUUAAUCUUUCUUCUCGAUUCCGAUCGCGAACUGAAUGCUUGGCCGUGACAACCUUCCAAAUCCAGAUUUUUUCAGCUGCCGGCACCUGAUCUCGGCCUCCCGACCCGCUGUUUAUGCGUUCGCCUGCCGCCCUUUGGAUCUGGCAGCGGGCCCUUUUGCUUAGAGGCGCUCGGGUGCCGCCACGGCGACGGCGGCAGUGGUGAGGGCCGGCGGCGAGCAGCAGCUGGCGCAGUGGCCACGAUGCAGAUUAGAUUGUCGCCUAGCAUGAGAAGCAUAACGAUAUCGAGCAGCAAUGGGUUUAUGGACUCGAUGAAGGUGAAGGUCGCCGCCCGUCACUUCUCCUACCGGACCCUCUUCCACACCAUCCUCAUCCUCGCCUUCCUUUUGCCCUUCGUCUUCAUUCUCACCGCCGUCGUCACCCUCGAGGGCGUCAACAAGUGCUCUUCUUUAGAUUGUCUGGGUAGACGAUUAGGUCCAAAGUUUCUUGGACGGAGUGGUGAUGGAUCUGAGAAGGUUGUUAAAGAUUUAUCCAAGUUACUCGAGCAAGUAAAUUCUGAGGAAAUUCCAGAUGGCUUGAAAUUGCCAGAGUCUUUCAAUGAGUUUCUUUCAGACAUGAAGAACAACCAGUAUGAUGCCAAGACAUUUGCUCUAAGGUUGAAGGCAACGAUGGAAAUCAUGCAUAGAGAAAUAAAAAGAUCUAAGCUAGCAGAGCAACUGCACAAACAUUAUGCAGCAACAUCUAUUCCAAAAGGAUUACAUUGUCUCUCAUUACGGUUGACUGAUGAGUAUUCAUCCAAUGCCCAAGCACGUAAACAGUUGCCACCACCUGAGUCGCUACCUUUGCUCUCUGAUAAUUCUUAUCACCAUUUUGUUCUCGCCACUGAUAACAUUCUUGCAGCCUCUGUCGUGGCUACUUCUGUUGUAAGAUCUUCACUAAAGCCAGAAAAGGUAGUCUUCCAUGUCAUAACUGACAAGAAGACCUAUCCCGGAAUGCAUUCAUGGUUUGCCUUGAAUCCUCUUCCCUCUGCUAUAAUUGAGGUGAAAGGUGUUCACCAGUUUGACUGGUUAACUAGAGAAAAUGUGCCUGUUCUUGAAGCUAUUGAAAAUCACCAUGGUGUCAGAAACCACUACCAUGGGAAGCAUAGUUUGGGAACCAAUGAUGCUGACAAUCCAAGGAUUUUUGCUUCAAAAUUGCAGGCAAGGAGUCCUAAGUAUAUUUCUUUGCUCAACCAUCUGCGCAUAUACCUACCCGAGCUAUUUCCCAACCUCAACAAGGUGGUGUUUCUUGAUGAUGAUAUUGUUGUUCAGCGUGACUUGUCACCAUUAUGGGAAAUUGAUCUUUUUGGUAAAGUAAACGGUGCUGUCGAAACUUGCACAGGUGAAGAUUCAUGGGUUAUGGGGAAACGGUUAAGGACAUAUUUCAACUUCUCACAUCCCCUCAUAGCCAAUAAAUUGGACCCUGAUGAAUGUGCAUGGGCAUAUGGGAUGAAUAUUUUUGAUUUGAAUGCUUGGAGGAAGACAAAUAUUAGGGAGUCAUUUCAUUACUGGGUGAAGGAGAAUUUGAAGUCUAAUCUGACCCUAUGGAAACUGGGAACAUUGCCACCGGCCUUAAUUGCAUUUAGAGGUUAUGUGCAUCCCAUAGAAUCAUCAUGGCAUUUGUUAGGUCUGGGCUAUCAGGAGAAGACAAACCUUGAUAGUGUGAGGAAGGCUGCUGUGAUCCACUACAAUGGGCAGUGCAAACCAUGGCUAGAGAUUGGAUAUAAGCACCUACAGUCCUUUUGGACGAGGCAUGUAAACUAUUCCAAUGACUUCAUAAGGAACUGUCAUAUCUUGGAUCCUCAAUAAUGGUUGGAAGCUAAAAAUCUGCAGUGAUUCCUAUUUUUCACUCAGUAUCCGAUGAACCACCACUUGGUAAACCAAGAACAUGGCUCCAUAGUUGUGCAGUCGAAACAGGGCCGAUGUCUCACAGCUUCUGAUCUAUCAACUGCAACUCUAGUAACACAACUCUAUUCGUUCUGUAAGAUAGUAGCAAUCAGUAUUUUCCAUGCUAAAGGUAGUUCUUCCCACUAUACUUGAUGGUGUAUUGCCAUUGCAUCCCGAGGAAACAAUCAGCUCCUUAUUGCUAGAGCCGGAGCAUCUGAUCACGACAAGUACAUACGGAAGAGAGACUGGAUCUUGGUGUUGUUUUUUCUUUUUUCAAAUUUAUUUUGUGUUAUUUAUUAAUGUACUUAAACAUCUUCCAGUUCUUUAUUCUACCUCUAAAUUUAGAGGUGCAGAUGUCACCUUUGAAAAUUGGGGAAUCUUAGGUUAUAAGAUAUUUAAAUGUGCAGUUAAUUCUUUAACUUAAGAUAGCUUUCAUUGGCUUCA
Molecule: messenger RNA, 2498 nt
Organism: Zingiber officinale
Lineage: Eukaryota; Viridiplantae; Streptophyta; Magnoliopsida; Zingiberales; Zingiberaceae
Product: probable galacturonosyltransferase 13
Exons: 6
Coding region: 372-1976 (534 amino acids)
Molecular function (GO): polygalacturonate 4-alpha-galacturonosyltransferase activity
Source: RefSeq, a predicted model, not a curated record